AUGAUGCCCUAUGGCACCGCAGCGGAGGCGGAGGCGGCGCUGGGGCGCUCUAUGACCUGGGCGGAGGCCUCGUGGUUCCGCUACUCGGCGGCGAUGCCGGACCUGUGGCUCAUGUGGCACAUCGCCCUCGUCUACCUCGUCGUGGAUGCGCUGGCGCCGCUGCCCGCCAUGAUUCUCCAGCAGCUCGCGCCAGGCUAUGCGCUGCGACACAAAGUGCAGCCCAGGGUACCGCAGCCCUCGCCGGUUUCCACCUACCUCCGCUACAUAAGGGAGAGCAACCGUGUCGCCCUUGCCAUCUUGGGUCCUUUCCCACUCGUCUACACCCUCGCAUUCAAGGUCUCUCACCAUGUGUGGUUAAUUAUAUUUCUAAUUUGUUGCAUUUAUUGA
Molecule: messenger RNA, 387 nt
Organism: Miscanthus lutarioriparius
Lineage: Eukaryota; Viridiplantae; Streptophyta; Magnoliopsida; Poales; Poaceae
Source: the annotation of a GenBank genome assembly